This is a messenger RNA of Tetrahymena thermophila SB210, 1545 nucleotides long. RefSeq names its product kinase domain protein. Gene Ontology annotation, cellular component: cytoplasm; nucleus. Gene Ontology annotation, molecular function: ATP binding; protein serine/threonine kinase activity. The record is from RefSeq and is a predicted model, not a curated record. Lineage: Eukaryota; Ciliophora; Oligohymenophorea; Hymenostomatida; Tetrahymenidae. The transcript is spliced from 8 exons. Gene Ontology annotation, biological process: protein phosphorylation; mitotic DNA damage checkpoint signaling.
AUGUCACUAAUUUCUUUCUUUUAAAUAUAGAAGUUUAAUUAAAGUAGUAUUGUAAUUGGCGAAAAUACAUACCCUUAAACUCUACCGAUUUUUUGGAACUCUAAUGGAAUUUCGUCUAAAAAAAGUUUUUAGAGUGUUUCAUAGGAAUUAGAGGUUAAUGGAGGCAUAGUUUUAAAUUAGCUUAAAUAUAUCGAUUUAAAUCCGAAAUAAAAUUUGAUGUCUUUUGUAUAAUCAGAAUUAGGCUAUAUUAUAUUAUAUGAAGAUGAAAAUGAUGAAUUGGAAGAUAUUUUAACAAAUGGAAACAACAGUUUUAUAGUGAAUACUCAAAAAAAUUCUUAUGUAAUUGAAGAUAAUUUAAUUACUAAAAUUUUACCUUAAACAAAUGUUUACUUAUUCUUAUGUAAAACUCUAAAUAUUGGUGAAAUUUAUGAAGAAAUACAAGACAUUAGUGAGGAGGUUUAGAAAUAUGCAGAUUUUCCUAAAUUCAACUAUAACUUUUAAAUAGAUUAUUAUAAUAAUAUUAUGAGUUACAGAGAUCCAUUUUCUGAAAAUGAACAAAGAAUUGAUCUCUUGAUAUUUAGAAGAUCAAAAAAGACAUAAGAAAUUAGAGCUCAAACAGAGGAUUUGAUAUACAAAUAGGUUAUUUAAAUUUCUAGAUAGGAGUUUUAAAAGAAAUAUGAACUAAAUUAUAGAGACUCUAUUGGAUGUGGUAGCUUUGGUCAGGUCUAUAAAGUUAAAAAUAAAUAUAAAUAAAUUAUAAAAAAUCCUGAUAUUUUACAAAGCAUGCCAGAUUAUUAUGCUUGCAAGCAAAUACAUAUAUCUUAAGAUGGAGAAAACUAGAGUUAAUAGAUUUUCCAUGAAAUUGAAGUGUUAGAAAAGCUAAGAAAAUAUGAAAAUGUAAUUAAAUUACAAAAUUAUAUUAUUGAAGAAAGGUCAACAUAUCUUGUCUUAGAUCUAGCAGAGUCCACAUUAUAGGAUAAAAUAAAUGAAAAGUAGACAAAUUCAGAAAAGUUUGAUGAGAGCGAAAUUGUGAAGUUUUUAUCCUAAAUAGGUAAAACUUUAGCAUUAAUAUACAUUGAAGAAGGGAUAGCUCAUAGAGAUAUUAAGCCUUCAAAUAUACUGAUAAAAGAUGACAAUUUUUACUUAUCUGAUUUCGGAUGUGCAGAAAUACUAUUUGAAUCGCAUGAAGCUAGAAACAAUUUAGUCAUGGGAACUUUGAAAUGGAUGUCACCUGAAUUAAAAGAAAUGAAGAAAAAUCAAGUAGUUGACUAUUUCAAAAGUGACAUAUUUAGUUUGGGAAUGUUAUUGCUUUAUAUGCUUACUCUUUCAGAUAUUUCUUCUGUAAACUCAGAUGAGUUUACUAAGAACCAAAAGAUAAGAAUCAUGAAAAAUUAUUGUAAAGGUAUUUCUAAUGAAAUAAUUUUACUUAUAAAAAGAAUGUUAGAAACAAACCCUGACAAUAGGCCUGAUGCAGCAAUAAUAAUUAAUGCAAUUUAAGAUAUAGAAAAUAACUUUAAAUAAAAAAAUUUAAGCAAAGAUUUAUGA